This is a messenger RNA of Anneissia japonica, 6273 nucleotides long. RefSeq lists its product as uncharacterized. NCBI's taxonomy places the organism in Eukaryota, Metazoa, Echinodermata, Crinoidea, Comatulida, Comatulidae. The transcript is spliced from 9 exons. Bases 80 to 5290 code for a protein of 1736 amino acids. The record is from RefSeq and is a predicted model, not a curated record.
AGAAAAUGUGAAUUCAGGACACACAAGGCAUAGUGAUACUGGAAGGCCAAAAAAUGUAUCUAAACUUGAGAGUAUUCCCAUGGGAAGGGGAGAAGCAGUCCAGUAUGGAGGAAAGACAAGCCUAACACGAAAUGCUAAGGGACGUACCAUUGUGAUAGAAAAGAAGUCUCCCUCCCCUGUACAUGGCUUUACAGACCAACAUAAUGUUGAAUUUAAUGUCAGAACUUGGGCAGGAAGUGAUUCUGCCACACAGCCUAACAUUCAGAAACAACAUACAAGACCUGAUUACCAAGCAGUACAAAAUCCUACGUCUCCAGUGUAUCAGGGGCAGAGUAAUUUGAACCCUUCAGUUGAUGUUGGUGUUAGGAAUAUAGAGACCAAGAUGUCUGAUUCUAAUAAUGACAACUACUUGAUAUGUGAUGAUUUAGGAGGUACAGGCUUUGAUAUUAAUGUGUUACCAGGAAGAGGCAUGGUACAACUACAGGGUGACAAAUCCUUUCUUCAUCAAUCACCACCUGUAGAUGGAAGAAAUAUGGUACAACUACAAGGUGGCAAAGGCUUGGUUCAUCAAUCGCCACCUGUAGAAGGAAGAGAUAUGGUACAACUGCAGGGUGGCAGAGCCUUGCUUCAUCAAUCACCACCUGUAACAGGAAGAGAUAUGGUACAACUGCAAGGUGGCGGAGCGUUGCUUCAUCAAUCACCACCUGUAGAAGGAAGAGGCAAGUCACAACUACCUGGUAACAGGGGAUUGCCACACCAUACUCAACCUGUAGAAGGAAGAGACAUAGUACAGCUACCUAGUAACAGGGUAUUGCCACACCAAACUCAACCUGUAGCAGGAAGAGAUAUGGUACAACUGCAAGGUGGCGGAGCGUUGCUUCAUCAAUCACCACCUGUAGAAGGAAGAGACAAGGUACAACUACCUGGUAACAGCGGAUUGCCGCACAAUACUCAACCUGUAGAAGAAGGAAGAGAAAGAGUACAACUACUUGGUAACAGAGUAUUGCCACACCAAACUCAACCAGUAGAAGGAAGAGAUAUGGUACAACUGCAAGGUGGCAGUGCCUUGCUUCAUCAAUCAUCACCUGUAGAAGGAAGAGACAAGGUACAACUACCUGGUAACAGAGCAUUGCCACACCAAACUCAACCAGUAGAAGAAGGAAGAGAAAGAGUAAAACUACCUGGUAACAGAGCAUUGCCACACCAAACUCAACCAGUAGAAGGAAGAGAUAUGGUACAACUGCAAGGUGGCAGUGCCUUGCUUCAUCAAUCACCACCUGUACAAGGAAGGGACAAGGUAAAACUACCUAGUAGCAGUGCAUUGUCACACCAAACUCAUUCUAUAGAAGGAAGGGACAUGGUACAACUUCAAGGUAGCAGAGCCUUGCUACAUCAGACAUCACCUGUACAGAAUAAAAGACAACCAUUAUUCCCGUACAGUAAUACUAUUUUCCAAAGGCAAUUUCCACAGAAGGAACCUGCUAAUCAAUCACCUACUACUUCACCGUCAAAUUUUUCAUCUGAAAAAAUAAAACAUACAAAUCAACAAGAGCGACAUACAGAUGUAAUAUUUAAAGACAGUACAGGACAAAUAUGGGUAGCCCCAUCAUCAGAGCAGGAGCCUGAAAGCUUAAAGAAUUAUCAGGAAAACUUGAGAAGCCCUUAUAAUCAAGGAAUGGGUAACUGGAGGAAUCACCCAGAGCAGGGAAGCAGUAGCUGGAGAGGCCAUCCGGAUCAGGGAAGAGGCAACUGGAGAAGUUACCAAGAUCAGUGGCCAGGUAACUGGAGAAGUAAUUCAAAUCAGGGCAACUGGAAAAACAGAGAUCAGAGACCAGACAACUGGAGACCAUCUAAUUGGGAGGCAGGCGAUUGGAAAUCCCCUUCAAAUCAAAGGCCAGUAAACUGGAAUAGACAACCAGAUCAGAGGGCAUGGAAUUCAAGUCCUGAUCAGAUUUCUACCAACAAAAGUCCAUCUAAACAGGGAUCCGGCAGUAGUAACUGGAGAAGCCCAGACCCACAAACAUCAAGAAGACAAAGUACACAAAUAAUAGAACCUGUCAGUAAACCUGCUGCAUUGUCAGCAGAUGACAUGACAUUGGAACAGAAAAAGAAUGAGUUUGAAUGGCAGAAGUUCAAAGUAGUACGCAAAAUAAAAAAGACUCUGUCUACAGUGGAAGUGGAGGAAAUAAAACUAAAAGCGAAAGAGAUUUCAGAUAUUUUGGAUAGUGAAAUGUCACGUCUUGCCCCAUUCCCUGCUUCAUGGCCAAAGGAACGACAUGUUGCAUUGGAGGAAAUUCUGGAUAAAUCCAUACAAGAUGAGGUGUUCCUACCAAUAGCAGGUCCCCUUAUGGAAGAGCUUUAUGUAUUAAAACCAGAAAGUUUCAAGGAGAUAUUGUCUGAUGUACUUAAAAGGAAAGAACCUGAAUAUGUAAAGGUUUCCAGUGCAACAAAUAGUGACAAGCUAAGGUCAUCCUAUUGUUCCUACUUAAGUUCGAUUAUGGCAGGGUCAGACACUGGGGGAGAAGACUCCAAGUUCAAAGAAAUUGUUGAAAACAUCAUUAUGAAGCUGAUCCAAAGAUGGCUUUACUUUGACAUCAAGGGUGAGCAUUUGGAGAUGGAGGAGUAUCUCAAUGUGCUUGGUACUUGCCUUGCAAUGCUAGUGAAGUCAUUGCUUCCUAUUUUAGUGAAAGACCAAAAGAGGAAAAUCUUUAAUCUUAUCAAGGAUAAAACAUUAACAAGUGGGCCACGGAAAAUGAAGCUAAAUAUGUUAUGUUUGCUCUUGCAAUGGAGUAGUGAUUGGAGAGAAGACUUGUUUUUUUCCGAGUAUCUGGAUGAUCCUGACACGAGUGGGCCAUUUAUGAAAGGUUCUGAAUCUAAAAAACCAUCCACUAAUAACUCGAGUGCCACCAAAGACAUUGGAUCAGCUACUGUCUCAAGUGCUGAUUGCAGUGAUAUUCGAACCAGUGGCAGUGAUGUCGGAUCCAGUAGUGUCGAAGUCAAAGUUUCUGUUAUUGCCAAAGAAACCAUAGAAAGGUCAGACAAACCUGCAGAGAGUGAAGCAAAUUCUGGUGCUAAUAAAACACAAGUUUCAAACUCAUUAUGUGCUAGCUGGUGGAAAGAGGACAUGAGGGAAGAGAUUGCAGGGAAACCUGGUGUUAAUUCUAAUCAAGUUUCAGAUUCUUCAUUAGCUGCUAGCUGGUGGGAAGAAGAUGAUAUGGUUGAUGGGAAUGAAGGAAAACCUAGUUGUAAUACAGCACACGUUUCAAAUACUGCAUCAUCUACUAGCGCGUGGAAAGAGGUGGACAUGGUGGAAGGGAAUGGGGAAAAACCUGGUGCUGAUAAAACACAAGUUGCAAAUUCUGCUUCAUCUGGUAGCUGGUGGGAAGAGGAGAAUGUACUGGAAGGCAAUUCUAGUCAGAAUGCUGACAAUACAAGUGCAGUGACAGACGCUGGAAAACCAAUGCAACCUGCUAAUGCUAGUGGUAACUGGUGGGAAGAAGAGCAGGUAGUGACGACUGGUGCUGAUCAGACCUCAGACAGAGGUGCUAUCGAAGCUAGAGUAGUGGUACCUUUUAUGGAAGUUGAGGGAUCUAGUGUUGGUAUAGGUACAUGCGCCAGCACCUGGGAAGCUGGGAACAAAGACCAAAAACAAAGUGACCUUGCUGUAAACACAGAUCAGAAUGGCUCAAUUCCUACAGAAGCUGAUGAACAAAGUGUGGUAAACAAUUCUACCUCUGUCGUGAGUCCUACCUUGCAGAAUAUUGCCUCACAAAGUCUUUCUAAUACAUCCCAAAACAUUUGUCAGCAAGGAUUGGAAAGAAAGAUAGAUCCCCAGCAACAGUUGCUUAAGGAGGCAGACAAAAACCAAGGGCUAAAUGAUGUCAAGAGUAUUAAUCAAAAUAAGAUGACAAAAACCAAACAAGGACGUCAUUCCUCUUUAAAGCAGACAAAGAGGAAAGGAUCACCGAACAUUAAACAAUUUGUUCUCGGUUGUCAAUUUCCAUCAUCGGACAAUGAUACUGACAAAAGUUACAAUGCUCACAAAGAAAAAGCCACUAAAAAUAAUGAGAUCAAGGCCCUUGACAAGAAGUAUGUUCAUCAUUGCCGGGAAGUCUGUCAGGAUCCACCUCUUGGUAUUGUUGAUACUUCUGCACAGAAAUGCUCUGGUGUGGAUACAAGUGGAAGCACAUCAAAACUACAAGCAAUAUUGACCCCCAACAUUCACGGGUUGCCAAGUACUCCUGUUGAUAAUAAUGAACAUCCAGAUGUCAUUUCAGUUCAGGAUUCAGAGAAUUCAGAAUUUGAAUCAAAAUCUAGGAUUCAAUUUGACCUUAUGCCAAGCAUUAGCUGGACCAGUUCAUUGUUUGGAAAGGGAUUCAGAAAGCUAGUGGGUACUUAUCUGAAUUCAUCAAGCAAAGAUGUCCUCGAUUCCAAAGAAAUCUGUACACAUUCUGAAGAUAAGUCUCCACCUGUAGACUUUGGUACCUCUGUAGAUGAAGGUAAAGAACUAUACGCUGAAGAAAGGCAUCAGACUGGAGAUCGUCAGAGUGAAGGUGGAAAUGAUGUCAAUGGUGGAUUGAUUCAGAUGCAGAAAAGCAAUCUAGAAGCUGAAACUGAAGUUGUAUGCAUCUCUGAUUUAAGCACAGCACAAAGUCAGUCCACGUACACGGUCAACUCUAGUCCAACGACCGUCAACUCUGGACCUCCUUCACUUAGUUGUUUGUCCUCCCUUUCAGUAACUCCUGAAAGCUUGCCAGACUUACUCAAACGUGAAACCUCCUCUAUUAAAGCCACUGACAAAAGCUCAGAAAUCAAGCUUCGAGCAAUGCAGUCAACUCACCAAGAAACUGAUGCAAACACCGCAACCGCAACUUUAUCUACAGAACCAAACUCAACAGAAACUGUCGACAUAAAUGAAGGUGACAUUGAUACAGAGGAAAAGUCAUAUCAGAUUGAUCGUAGCAGAAAAAAAGUAAAAAAGAAAGAAAAAUGGCAUCCUUUCAUCUAUCAUAAUCACGAUGCUAUAAAUUUGUUAUUGACUGAUGAAACUACAGAAUCUGAUGAUACCAAUUUUGUCAAGUCAAGACAAAAAAGUAAUAGAUUAUUAAAACCGAGACAGAAGUCAAUCACAAAUAGACAGUGCUACAUAUGCCGCAGUAGAGAACAUUCAACAAAGGAAUGUCAUAUACACAAAAAGUUGGAUAUUAAACUUGAAGAGAAACAGAAGGAGGCCAAGGAGGAAGUAAAAAAGGCCACCACAAGGAAUUUGGUUCAUAAAUUGGUUUUUUAAUAUUCCAGUACUACAUACCAUGUAGUGUACUUUCACACAGAUUUUUAUUUAAAUGAGUCUUCCUGUUGUAUCUUUGCCAAUCACAGAAUAGAAAAAUGUAGUAAGUAGUAUACCUGCAGAUAUUUAGUCUGUUUUGUUUUAUAGAUUCCAUUUUUUUUAAAGGUUUUUCGUAUAAGACAGCCAGUUAGGCAUUGAUUUUACUUUUUUUAAAUGCAUGUGGUUUUAGCCGAGUUGUAGGUAUGCAUUAAUGCCUAUUAAGAAAUUGGUAGAUGGUAGUGUAGCUGUUUUGUACAAAGCCUCAACAUUGCAUUUUUACAGUAGAGUAAUACUGUAUAUGUGUUUUUCUCCGUAUUAAAUACGUUUCUGUACUCAUUCUGAAUAUGUUGUCAUUAGAGUGGUCUCAAGUUGGAAGAAUUAAAUUCCGGUGUGGGGGAAGGGCGGUGGAGAGAGCUCCCCUCUCUUACCCCGUCGGGGAGAAAUAAAUUAUAUACUGUAUUUCCAACAUAUUAAUAAAUUUACUUUUAGGGCCUUCGACCACUUUCGAUAUAUUCAGAGCAACUCCAGACCUGAGAAUUCGCAAUUGGUAGAGCAGGGAGGGGCUUUCACAGAUGGUUGUGGCUGUGGUAGGAAAAUUUAUGGUUAUGCACACCCCUAGAUGGCCGGAAAUGGCACUCUCAGGCUUAAAUUUGAAUACGAUUUUCUUUUUCUCCAUUUGUUUUAAUUUAGAAAAGUUUGGGGUGGGGGCAUUCACUCUUAUCCGGUUAAUAAGCUUUUGUAACAUUUAUUUGUAUUUGCUGCACAUUGUGAUCUCCGUUGAUUGGUCUACACUGCUUUCCAAAUAAACCAUUAUUUUUAUUACAAUAAUAAUAUUCUUGAGAUUAAUUGCUACCCUGAAGGCAGUGUGUAACAAUGAGACUUUCUUAAGUUAUAGUAUUGUAAACACAUAUAUUUAGUUUUGACAAUAAAAAGAAACCAAUAUUUGA